AUGGUUCUUCACAUAAACAUUCUGGAGUUACGAGCCGUGUACAACUGCCUUCAACAAGCAACGCAGCUUCUUCAGGACCUGCUCAUACAGAUCCAGUCGGACAAUGUGACAACAGUGGCUCACAUAAACCCUCUGACAGUAGAUACAGAGUUUCCCUGUUCUAUAGAUGCCAUAUGUUUUACACAGAACACAAACCUUAUUACUAAUCAGCCAGCUAAAGCAGAUGAGAGGCCAUUUGCAUGUUCUGAGUGUGGGAAAUGUUUUACAUAUAAAUCUUAUCUUGUUAGACAUGAGAGAAGUCACACAGGUGAGAGGCCAUAUUCCUGUUCUGAGUGUAGGAAAUGUUUUGCAUGUAAAUCAGUUCUUGUUACACAUCAGAGAAGUCACAUAGGUGAGAUGCCAUUUUCCUGUUCUGAGUGUGGGAAAUGUUACACACAGAAAUCAGCUCUUGUUACACAUCAGAGAAGUCACACAGGCGAGAAGCCAUAUUCCUGUUCUGAGUGUCGGAAAUGUUUUGCACGGAAAUCAGCUCUUGUUAUACAUCAGAGAAGUCACACAGAUGAGAAGCCGUAUUCCUGUUCUGAGUGUGGGAAAUGUUUUGCACACAAAUCACAUUUUGUUACACAUCAGAGAAGUCACACAGGUGAGAAGCCGUAUUCCUGUUCUGAGUGUGGGAAAUGUUUUUCAUCGAAACCAGAUCUUGUUAGUCAUCAGAGAAGUCACACAGGUGAGAAGCCAUAUUCCUGUUCUGAGUGUCGGAAAUGUUUUGCACGGAAAUCACAUCUUGUUGUACAUCAGAGAAGUCACACAGGUGAGAAGCCGUAUUCCUGUUCUGAGUGUGGGAAAUGUUUUGCACACAAAUCACAUCUUGUUAUACAUCAGAGAAGAAGUCACACAGGUGAGAAGCCAUUUUCCUGUUCUGCGUGUGGGAAAUGUUUUGUACGGAAAUCAGAUCUUGUUACACAUCAGAAAAGUCACACAGGUGAGAAGCCAUAUUCCUGUUCUGGGUGUGGGAAAUAAACUCUUGAUAGACAUGAGAGAAGUCACACAG
Molecule: messenger RNA, 1051 nt
Organism: Pseudophryne corroboree (corroboree frog)
Lineage: Eukaryota; Metazoa; Chordata; Amphibia; Anura; Myobatrachidae
Product: gastrula zinc finger protein XlCGF17.1-like
Exons: 2
Coding region: 1-1020 (339 amino acids)
Biological process (GO): regulation of transcription by RNA polymerase II
Cellular component (GO): nucleoplasm
Molecular function (GO): RNA polymerase II cis-regulatory region sequence-specific DNA binding; DNA-binding transcription repressor activity, RNA polymerase II-specific
Source: RefSeq, a predicted model, not a curated record